Rotaria sp. Silwood1 is the source of this 1377-nucleotide messenger RNA. The record is from the annotation of a GenBank genome assembly. NCBI's taxonomy places the organism in Eukaryota, Metazoa, Rotifera, Eurotatoria, Philodinida, Philodinidae.
AUGGAUCGUUCUGACAUUCAACUGAUUUUAAACCAUCUCAAAUUAAGUGAAGAUUGUGUUGCUAAUAUCUAUCAUCAUGGUUCAUGGGUCUAUGGCACGAAUAAACCCAACUCUGAUCGAGAUAUUUUUAUUAUUGCCCGUUCAUUUAGUCAAAAUCCAUUACAAUUUUGGAAGGAUUUUGAUUAUUUUCAUGAACAUGAAGUCUAUAAAUUAUUGAAUAAAUAUGAUAUUUGUAUUUAUUCAGUAGAAAAUUUCGAAUUACUGUUAGAAAACAAUUAUUUGAUGGCUGUUCAAUGCAUAUUCUUACCAAAUGAAUAUAAAAUUAAAGAAGAUAUCGAUUUUCGACAAAUUUACUUAGACAAAUAUUAUGAUACAUUAAAAUUAAAACGAGCUGGAUUCUAUGAAAUGUACAGAGACAUGAAGUUAUAUAGUCCUAAUGCUAAUUUAGAUGAUUCAUUGCACAAUUCAAUGUCAAGUGAGCGAUGUCAAUCACGUCGAAAUCAUGUAUUUAAAAAUUUAUUUCAUGGUAUUCGAUACUUAGAUUUUGUUGACCAAUUAAUUCAAACAAAAUCGAUAUAUGAUUAUAAACGUGUAACACAUAUAUUUCAUCAGAUGAAAGAAAUACUUGGUGAUCCAGGAGAUCAAUCAAGCAUGAAACGUGUAUUUGAGUUUGUUUGUGCAAAAAAUGAUGAAUUUAAAUCCAGAUUAGAUGCAUUGGUACCAACAAAUAAUAUUAAAGGUAUUUUCGAAGCACAGAUUAUAUUUGAUUGCACACAGAACACUGAACAAGUUAUUGAAAAACUUAAACAAGCAUGUGAUAAUACAAAAUAUACUCUUCAUUUAAUUCAAUUAGAUACGAAACAAGGAAAUAAAAGACUUCAACAAUUGAUGACAUCAUCUUUUCAUUGCGGUGAAUAUCAAUCUAUUGUUUUACAAAUCAAAGAAGAAGCAUAUCAACAUUUUCAAGAGUUUAAUAUCGUACGUAUUAAAAUUAAAUCUUCAACAUCAAAUGAAGGUAUACCACAAACUGAUAUUGAUAUGAAAUUAUUCUGGAAUAAAAUUAGAAAUUAUUUUGAAUUUAAUUAUCAUGUAUCAUUAGAAAAUGACCAUAAUGGAGAAAACUUAAAAAAGUUUAUAAAUCAAUGUCAAGUCAAGUAUAGACUUAAUUCACAAUUAUCACGUAAUAAAAGUAAACAGAUUAAUGAAAAGAACUUUCACCAUAGGAUUACAAUGGAUCUAUUUCAUGUUGGUCGAAAAAGAGCAUUUGAACUAAAUGAUGAAAUUGUCAAAUAUUCAACGAGCAAUAAUUUUCCACCACCAGAAAUCACAUAUGGAUUUAUUAUCUACGAUUCAUCUUCUGAACUCAAUCACAGUUAA